This is a messenger RNA of Crotalus tigris (Tiger rattlesnake), 5692 nucleotides long. RefSeq names its product PTPRF interacting protein alpha 3 (gene PPFIA3). Bases 329 to 3937 code for a protein of 1202 amino acids. Gene Ontology annotation, molecular function: protein binding. The transcript is spliced from 31 exons. Lineage: Eukaryota; Metazoa; Chordata; Lepidosauria; Squamata; Viperidae. Gene Ontology annotation, cellular component: presynaptic active zone. The record is from RefSeq and is a predicted model, not a curated record. Gene Ontology annotation, biological process: synapse organization.
GAGGGAGGGAGGGAUGCCGGAGCUGGGGAGUGGAUUCUCUCGGGGGGACGGGAUCCAUCCCUGAAAGCCGGGAGAGGGGGUUAGGCAUCAGCCCCCUCCCCGGCUGUUUUCUGCAUCCUUCUUGAAUCAGCACCAGCAGAAGCAGCGCCGCCUCCCGCGCCUGCUGCAGACAGGCAGAUCUGGAAGAUCAUAAAAUAGAAUCUUGUUAUUUCAGGGAAACCAAGUAUCUCCAGCUGUUGCAACAUGCAUCACACCAAAAGAAGAAUCUAGAGGUACUCUUCUGUUUUUCUAGAGGAGCCUCGGGGCAUCCCUCCCCACUUUACUUGGCAUGAUGAUGUGCGAAGUGAUGCCAACCAUUAAUGAGGACAACCGCCGUGGUUCGGCUUAUGGGGCCGAUGAUGCCAAUUUCGAGCAACUCAUGGUCAACAUGUUGAAUGAACGAGAACGGCUACUGGAGACUUUGCGUGACACCCAGGAAAGUUUGGCUACCUCCCAACUCCGCCUGCGUGAAUUGGGUCAUGAGAAGGAGUCACUUCAGCGUCAACUCAACAUUGCCCUCCCACAGGAAUUUGCAGCACUUACUAAGGAGUUGAAUUUAUGUAGGGAACAACUGUCAGAACGUGAAGAGGAGAUCUCAGAACUAAAGGCAGAACGGAACAACACUCGGCUGCUGCUAGAACAUCUGGAAUGCCUAGUAUCACGACAUGAGCGUUCCCUUCGCAUGACAGUAGUGAAGCGUCAGGCUCAGUCCCCAGCUGGAGUCUCCAGUGAGGUGGAGGUGCUGAAGGCUCUCAAGUCACUCUUUGAACAUCACAAAGCUCUGGAUGAGAAGGUUCGAGAACGGCUGCGAGUGGCAUUAGAGCGUGUUGCAGUAUUAGAGGAGGAGCUAGAAAUAUCUAAUCAAGAGUCUCUUUCCCUUCGAGAGCAGCUUGCCCGACGCCGAUCUGGCCUAGAUGAUUCCAGCAAAGAAGGAGAUGCUCAAUUAUGUGCCAAUGGAUCUGGGACUCUUGAUUUGGGGCGUGGAAGUCGGGAAUCUGAGCUGGAAGAGGUUUUGGAGCGCCAGAGAGGAGAACUAUCCCAGUUGAAAGAAAGACUUACCAUGCUCUGUCGGCAGAUGGCAGAGCUGGAGGAAGAGUUAGCCACAGCCCAACGAGAUCUUAUUAAAUCUGAAGAGAUUAAUGCCAAGCUACAAAGAGAUCUCAAGGAGGCAUUAGCUCAGCGAGAAGACAUGGAGGAACGAAUUACCACAUUAGAAAAACGCUACCUAAGUGCUCAGCGAGAGGCAACAUCCCUUCAUGAUGUCAAUGACAAACUGGAGAAUGAGUUGGCCAGUAAGGAAUCUCUCUAUAGACAAAGUGAAGAAAAAAACAGGCAGCUACAAGACUGGCUGGAAGAUGCCAAGCAGAAACUUCAGCAGACUCUUCAAAAGGCUGAGACUUUACCUGAGAUAGAGGCCCAGUUGGCUCAGAGGGUAGCUGCCCUUAACAAGGCAGAGGAGAGGCAUGGCAAUUUUGAAGAGCGUUUGCGUCAACUUGAAGCCCAAUUGGAAGAGAAGAAUCAGGAGCUCCAGAGGGCACGCCAAAGGGAGAAAAUGAAUGAUGAACAUAACAAGCGCCUCUCAGAAACAGUAGAUAAGCUGCUAUCUGAAUCCAAUGAACGUCUCCAGUUGCAUUUGAAAGAAAGAAUGGGGGCACUGGAGGAAAAGAAUACUCUAAGUGAGGAAAUUGCCAACAUGAAGAAAGUACAGGAUGAACUACUAGCAAACAAGGAGCAGCUAUUGGCUGAGAUUGAGAGAAUGCAAAUGGAGAUAGACCAAUUACGUGGACGCCCAGUUUCUACCUAUUCUCGGUCUCUGCCAGGUAGCGUGCUGGAAUUGCGUUACUUCCAAGCACCUAUGCUGCCGGUAGGGGCCCACGUGGACCGUUACAGCAGUGGUGGUGUGGCAAGACGUUCAAAGAAGGGUCACUGGACUGUCAAGGAUGAGGCUACCAAGGAGUGGGAGAGGGCUCAGCAAGCAGCUGGAGGUUCCUUUGAGGGUGGGCUUGAUGGUUCGGAUGAGGACGAACAUGAUCCUCUCUUCAGCUCAGCUGAUCUGCUGUCUCCCAGCGGACAGGCUGAUGUACAGACCUUGGCCAUCAUGCUACAAGAGCAGCUGGAAGCCAUUAACAAAGAGAUCAAACUGAUCCAAGAAGAGAAAGAAUCUACCGAACAGCGAGCAGAGGAGAUUGAGAGCCGAGUAACCAGUGCCAGUCUGGAUGGAUCCUUGGGGCGCUACCGUUCAGGCACUUCCAUUCCUCCCUCUGUCACCAGUUCAACUCUUGCCAGCCCUUCUCCCCCCAGCAGUGGGCAUUCUACACCUCGCUUGGCACCCCACAGUCCUGCUCGUGAUGGAGAAAAAAUGAACCAUGUUGCCAAGGAAGAGAUGCGAAGCUCUGAGGAGAAGGCCUUAGCGUUAUGUGAGCCCCCAACACCCGCAACCCCCCGUACAAUGCGUCUUGAGCGUAUGACUCAAGCAUUAGCUCUACAGGCUGGAGCACUGGAAGAUGGCAGGGACCUGAGAACCAGUCUGGGGACAGAUGGCACGAAUAGCAGUCAGGAUUCUCUACACAAGUCCACCAAGAAAAAAAGCAUCAAAUCUUCCAUCGGGCGUCUCUUCGGCAAGAAAGAGAAAGGGAGGCUGGGGCAGUUGGGCCGUGAGUCCCCCUCACUUGCUGGGACACCAUCUGAUGAGAUGUCACCUGCAGACCCCCUGGGCCUUUCCAAACUCUCUGGACCUGUGGACAAGGAUCGUAGGAACAAAAAGAAGCAUGAGCUGUUGGAAGAAGCUUGUCGACAAGGGUUGCCUUUUGCUGCCUGGGAUGGACCUACUGUUGUCUCAUGGCUGGAGCUGUGGGUGGGCAUGCCAGCCUGGUAUGUGGCUGCCUGCCGUGCCAACGUCAAAAGUGGUGCCAUUAUGGCCAACUUGUCUGAUACAGAAAUCCAGCGAGAAAUUGGCAUCAGUAAUCCUUUGCACCGGCUUAAGUUGCGCCUUGCCAUUCAAGAGAUGGUUUCCUUGACCAGUCCCUCAGCCCCUGCUACUUCGCGUACAUCUACUGGAAAUGUGUGGAUGACACAUGAAGAGAUGGAAUCUCUUACAGCCACAACAAAGCCAGAAACAAAGGAAAUCAGCUGGGAGCAGAUCCUGGCAUAUGGAGAUAUGAACCAUGAGUGGGUGGGAAAUGAUUGGCUGCCCAGCCUGGGCUUGCCUCAGUACCGCAGUUACUUCAUGGAGUCUCUAGUUGAUGCCCGGAUGUUGGACCAUCUCAACAAGAAGGAACUACGGGGCCAACUCAAGAUGGUGGACAGUUUCCAUAGGGUGAGCCUUCAUUAUGGAAUCAUGUGCCUGAAACGUCUUAACUAUGACCGAAAGGAACUGGAAAGAAGACGAGAGGAGAGUCAGAACCAAAACAAAGAUGUGAUGGUGUGGUCCAAUGAGCGUGUGAUGUGCUGGGUACAAAUGAUUGGACUGAAAGAGUUUGCCAACAAUCUAGUUGAAAGCGGGGUGCAUGGAGCCCUCCUGGCCCUGGACGACACCUUUGAUUGCAAUGACUUGGCCCUGCUGCUGCAGAUACCAAUGCAAAACACACAGGCUCGGCAGAUCUUAGAAAAAGAAUUUGGGAACCUCAUCACCAUGGGAACAGACCGACGACUAGAUGAGGACAGUGCCAAGACCUUCAGUCGUUCCCCAUCUUGGCGGAAGAUGUUCCGGGAGAAAGACCUCCGUGGUGUCAGCCCUGACUCAGCUGAGAUGUUGCCAGCCAAUUUCCGCACAGCCUCCGUGGCCUCCAUUACCUCACCCGGGGUGCAACUUCGUAAGAUGCAGCCAGAGGGUAUAAAAGGGAACUCAUUAGGUAGCCAACGGACAGACAGUAUGUCAGUGAGAACAUAUUCCUGUUAAUGCCAAGAUGGAGCAGCUGCUGUCCCAAGUAGUCUGACCUCCCUGCCUUGGGCAGGAAGACCCUCUGCUGCUGCCGCCGCCGCUGCUGCCUCUCCUUCUCCAUCAUGUGCUCACAUGAGGGUAUGAAGAGCUGCUGCUGCUGCUGCUGUUGCUGCUGCUGCUGCUAGCACCAUCGCCGCUGCUGCCACUGUUGCCAAGAAGGAAUAUCGAAGCUUGUGGGAGAUGCUGAAGAGAAUGAGUGACCAACCAACUAACCAACCAACCAUGUUCCUCCACACUACCUUCUUCCUAGUAGCAGCAGUGGCCAAUGAUGAACUCAAGGGACUCAAGCCAAGGAGGGGCUCCUUCCCCAGAGCAGCAGAGGGAAAUGGCCUUCCAUCUCGGCCUCUAUUUAUUGUUGUUGUUUGUUCCGGGCAGGGACCUAAGAAUGUGAAUGAGAAAAUGUGGUUGCCCAUGCAUCCUAUCCCAUAUUAUGCCACCAGAUCUUUCUGGUGGGAGCAGGGGGAGGAGAAGUGAGGGGGGUGCCUCUAUUUCCUGUUGCCAUAUGCCACAUUUUGGACCAAGCAACCCAUCUUGGCCAGUCCCCCUUCCCUGCCCUGCCAUAGGUGCUAAAUGUUCCGCCAGCACUUUUCCUUUCCUUUUCUUUGAGUUGCUGCUAUGAAGGGGUCCCAUUUCACCUCCUGAUGACAAAAAAAAGAGAUAGUUGCUCAAAGGCCAGUUAUUUGUUUCUUUUUCCUGCCCCAUCCCAUCCCUCUUCUCAACAAGGGGAGAGCACUGAAGCCAGGAGGAACAAAGCCAGCGUACCUCCCUCCACUCACGCCCAGCCCAAAGAGCAAGUUGCCCCUAGGCCUGAUUCACAGAGCUUCAGAUUUGGAUGCCUGAGUGUAGAGGUUCUACCUGGAAGUAACUGCUUCUCAGCACUAGUCAACAAAUAAAAGAGUUCCCUCUUUCUCUUCUCUUCCCCUUGCCUUUGUAGCUCCCUGUUCCUCUGGAUCAGAGAACGCCUGAGGAGGAGGAAGAAGGAAAGAGGACUAGAAGUGCUCAUCCAAACUCUCUUGGUGCUGGCAUGAAGCAGUCCCAGUAGACAGGUGGUCUGUAUGGUGGGAUGGAGCAUCACAUUUUUUUCUUUUUUCUUUUUUUUUUCUGAGAGCAGAAAGUGAGGAAUUCAUGUCCGAGAUGCUCUGACUUAAAAGAGUAGACCUCAGCCUGUGACGGUCACUGGAGAUAGGACUCUGGACUUUAUUGAUAUGGCACACAGAUCUCUCUUCCUCCAAGACUAUUGUAAUAUAAGAGUUGUAUUUUCUGUGUAUAUCUGUGCUGUGGAAUCUCGUGUAAAUUGAAUUUCUUUUUCGACCGCCAUUACAGGUUCUCUGUUAAUUUAAUAAUGUGUCCUGCUACCCCCUCUGCCCUGCACGCCAAUAAUUUUUAUUUGAUGUUUAUAUAUUUUCACCUUUUUAAAAUAUUUUUAUUUCAGUUGUUUCAUCCAGGGAGAAUGUGUGGACAUGAGGGGCAAAGCAAAGGGGUAGUUUUGCAUGAAAAAAAAAUGGGUAGGGGAGGAAAAAAAAAUACAAUCUUGGAAAUCAAAUCUGUCAGGGAGAUUGUGAGGGGUAAGCAGGAAGCUGAGGUACUGGAGGAAAUAUCUUCUGGUCCCCUUCAUUCCCGUUUGCUUCCAGGGAAGGCAGAGAGGGAGGGUCACAAGGGGAGUGAGCUAAGAAAUGUCUUUUAAAGAAAAAAGAAAAAAAAAUUGAAAACGUU